UAAAUAUUUGAGAUUUUACAACAUAAAAAGUGAAGUAUGGAUGCUGAUUCAGAGCAUUGGUCUUCUGGUCGACAACUUCUGCUUCAGCGCUGCAAGAGUCGUGCACUUUCUUGUCUAAAUGAGCAUGAAUAUAGUCGUGCAUUUGCUCAUUUUAUUGUUGCUUUAACCGUUGAACCAGCUGUGAAGGGGGAAUUGUUGAAUGCUUUUAUCUUUACCUUGGAAAAAAUUGCAUCUGAUUUGGAAAAAGAACAGCAAGUGAAUGAAGUUCUUUUAUGUUAUCAGCAAGCUUUGGAUGUUCUUCCAAAUGAUUCUCAUGUCUUGCAUGGUCUUGCUACUACUCUUUUCAGACUUGGAUUUAUUGAAUGUGCUGCAUCAUAUUUCUUAAAGUCCUACCAAGCAAACCCAUUUUUCACCCCUUCACUUUACUGCAUGGAAAAUCUAAAAAAUGCUUUAGUUGAGCGGUGGCAUUUUGUUAUGUUGAAUGAUUCUCAUCGCAAUAUGGCCUAUCACAGAGCCAUAAAAAGAGCUGUGAAAUCUGGAUAUAAUCAAGUUCUUGACAUCGGUGCUGGCACUGGUAUCCUCAGCAUGAUGGCUGUUGAUGCUGGGGCAGAAAAAGUAUAUGCAUGUGAAGCAAGUGAAAUCAUGUCUGCUGUGCUUCAAAAUGUUAUUGAAACCAAUAAUAAGGACAUUACAGCAUUCUCAAAAUUUUCAACUGAUUUAUGCGUGCCUGAUGAUUUACCUGAAAAAGUUUCUUUGAUAGUUACAGAAAUAUUUGACGCUGGUCUGUUUGGUGAACAUGUUCUAGAGACCUUAAAUCAUGCUUGGGAGCAUUUACUGGUAUCAAAUGCCAAUUGUGUUACAAAUAUUAAUGAAAAGGAUGAAGCUGCUUCAAGCAUUUCUUCAUUGUGUUCUAAUGUGGAAAAUGCUGCAAUGACACCAAACCGUGAGAUUAACGUGGGGAAAAUCAUACCUUAUUCUGCUACUGUAUAUGCUGUGCCAGUUGAAAGUAGGAGGCUUAGAAAAAACUUUGCCUUGGACAUGGAAAUCAUGGAAGCAUUGAAUAUAAAGAAUAUGGUUGCUCCCCAGCUGUUAGAUGAAGAGCCCUACUCCACAGAAAAGUUAUAUAAUAUUCCCGAUGGAUAUAAACUAUUGAGCAAACCUUCUGUUUUAUUAGAAGUCAACUUCAAUUCACCCCAGGAUAUCAAAUCCCUUUUACAAGGAAAAGUCUUAAACAUUAAACAUGAGUGCACAGAUAAUGGCAUGUUGGAUGCGAUGAUUGUCUGGUUUGAUCUUCAUCUUGAUGAUGAAACUACAAUAUCUACUGCUCCAAAUUCUGAAGUUGAUAGCUGUUGGGAACAAGCUAUAUUUUUUGCACUUCCUCAGUGUUUAAAAGGUUCAUCACCGUUGUGUAGCAUUGGUGACUGCAUUGAAAGUGAAUUUCUUUGUCAAGGGCAUUUAACAUUGAAAAGCAUAAAAACAAGAGCCAAUAAUAUUGAAAACAACUUUAAUCAAACUUUAACCAUGGAUCCAUCUUUAAUCAAUCUGCUGAAUACAUAUAGUUCUGGAAAUAUCAUUAAUUUGAAUUUGAGAGAUAUAUAUAAUGUGGACAAUGCUGCCAUCUUGGACAUUUCUACUUUUCCAACCUUGACCUUGAAAGCUCUGAAAGACAGUCCAUUUACUGCAACUGUUUUGAAAACACAAUAUCAGUCUGAAGUGGAACAACUUCGAGAUUUGUACCAAAUAUCAAAGGAACGCUUGGUUUUUAAAUCUUAUGAAGAGUUAUAUAAAAGUAAAAUGCAGUGUGAUUUUUUGAUAGUUGAUCCAGUUGAGCCUUGCGGUUUAUUGAAGAAGAAUUUAUUGGAAGAUAUUACUAUGUUAAGAAUGCAGUCCCUUAAAGAAACAGGCAUUGUAGUUCCUGGUGAAAUUGAAAUAAUGGCCAUACUGAUUGAAAGCCCAGUCCUGAAGGAACAUUCCAAAGUAAUAUCAGACGAAAGGACUGCAGGUUAUAAAAUAUCCCAAGUAAUGAAUGCCUAUCAGUGUCGCAUACAUCAAGAUAUUCAAUAUUCCAUGCUUCCUUAUACAAAGAUCACUGAACCUGUGAAACUCUGCAGCAUAAAUUUGAACAGUAAAUGUGAGAGAGAAAGAAAAUCGCUUUUCAAAGAUAUGCAUAGGACAACCGAAGUAGAAGCCAUCAACAAUGGCCAAGUCACUGCCAUAAUUUAUUUCUUCGUUCUGAAGUAUCAUCAGAAUUUUGUCGUGGACACUUCUGACCACGAUGGACUCAGGAAGCAAGCUGCUUGUAUAUUAGACGAGGGCACCCACGUCCAAAAGGGAGAGAAGGUACAUUUGCAAUGGUGUCUGAAAAAUGGCUGCAUUCAAAUUGGCAUUUCUAAUGGCACAUCAACUACUUGAAGCAUGUUUUUGCAUUUAAAAUCUAUGGUAAGUGUUCAGCUGGGUAAUGUCGUAGAAGCAUUGGGU
This is a messenger RNA of Uloborus diversus, 2478 nucleotides long. Its product is annotated as protein arginine N-methyltransferase 9-like. Gene Ontology annotation, biological process: peptidyl-arginine methylation. Bases 37 to 2412 code for a protein of 791 amino acids. The transcript has 11 exons. Gene Ontology annotation, molecular function: protein-arginine omega-N monomethyltransferase activity; protein binding. Lineage: Eukaryota; Metazoa; Arthropoda; Arachnida; Araneae; Uloboridae. The record is from RefSeq and is a predicted model, not a curated record.